This is a messenger RNA of Drosophila biarmipes, 15465 nucleotides long. RefSeq lists its product as uncharacterized. Lineage: Eukaryota; Metazoa; Arthropoda; Insecta; Diptera; Drosophilidae. Bases 1609 to 12357 code for a protein of 3582 amino acids. The transcript is spliced from 11 exons. The record is from RefSeq and is a predicted model, not a curated record. Gene Ontology annotation, biological process: regulation of transcription by RNA polymerase II.
CAACCUCGGCCGCGGUUGCGGUUGGCUCUGCCGACGGCGCUGCCGGCGUCGCUGCCGUCGAGCUGGCGCUGCGUUGUCGUUGUCGUUGUUCAAUGACUAAAAACUCGGGUGUGUGCUGCGCGCAGAGCAUGUGAAAAAUUGACAACGUUUGCGCCAGAUAACAUAUACGUUGCGAAUUUAUUUAUAACAAAUUCACGAAAAUUAACCGAGAGGAGGAAAAAGAAGUCGCACACACACACAUACGCACACACAAGUAGGGAGAGAAUUUGUUAACCAACAGCGACAACAACAACAACAACAACAACAACGAAAAACACAAAUUUUUUCGGUCCGACAACGCCCCGUGCCAAAAAGAAAUGAAAAUUCUACCGUUAUUUGCCUAUGCCCGCCCCUUCGCCAAAAGGAAUACAAGAUAAAUAUAUAUGUAUAUAUAGAUAUAUGUAUCAAAGUAUAUAUGUGCAAAAGUUAACUUUUUUUUACUGUUACGCUGCUGAAAUGCGAAAAAUCAAUAGAAAAUGAGAUAUCGCGUUAUUUGUGCCGUUUGAAAGGAAAGAAAAAGGAAAAAGAAAGGAAAAAUUGCAAUUCAAAUUAAAGCUGAAAGCAGAGUUAAAAAACUUAUUUUCAUGGAUUCUCACGGAUUUUUUCAUCGCGGACUUAAGCAACAUCCCUCGUCCAACGGGUCGAAAUGGACGGCGGUUGGAUGAUAAAAACAAAGUAAACUUCUUUUGUUUUUGCCUCUUUUUUUUCCGGUGUGUGUCUUGUGAUAGAGCGACAGAGAGGGGGCGAGCGAGCGCAAGCGAGAGGGCGAUAGAGGACUGGAAAAAAAGUGUGCAAGAGCUGUUAAUUAAUGGAAAAAUUCGUCUCGUUUGCGUUGUCGUGUUUUUCGGUUCGCUUCGUUUGGAGGAUUAAAAAAAAUAAUAAUAAAAUAAAAAAAUAAAAAAACGAGAUAUUAAAAUUUGCCACACACGCACACACACGCCUAUAUCGUAAUACCGGAGAUUUACUUUUUCGAAUGUGUUAAAUGACCAAAUCAAUUUUGAAUUAUUUUUUUUUUUAUUUUACGCAAAGUGAAGUGAUGCAACUACCUGAAAAAUGAUGAAAAUACAUCCAAACCAGAAAUAUUAAAUAAUAUUUUGUGCUAAAAUCGCGUUAUCUUUUGUCAUUCCAGAGCAGUGUGUGUAAAUAGUUAAAAAAAAGGAGAGAAUCCAUAGAGAAAAUAUAAAUAUCUAUAUAAAUAGAAGGAAAAAGUGCAGCCAAAAAAAAAAAAUGAAAAUGCAAUCACAUUGAGGCAACUGUUGUUGCCCCGUUGCAGCAACAACAGCAACCCGAAGGAGAGCAACUAACAAAGUUAAUAGUUCUAAACUUGAAGAGUAAAAAUAAGUAAUUCAAUAGUAAUACAACAAGAUAAAGAAAUUAACCUAGUGCUAACAUUGAAGCGAUUUUUUUUGUGGGGCAAUUCCGAGAGAAUGUCGCAGUGCAAUAAUGUUGCAACUGUCGGCAGCAGCAACAAAAGCAACAGCAGCAGCAACGCGUUAACGCCUAACAAAAAAUCAAUCAUCAAUUCUGCGGCCAACAACAAGUGUUUAAGCCAAAAGAGUUCGGCAUGAAAUGGAAGCAGCUAUACGCUCCACUUCAGUGCAGGUCGGUGCUCCGCCGCCCACAAACAACAACAACAACAACAGCAGCAGCAGCAGCAGCAACAGCAGCAACAACAACAGCAGCAGCAACAGCAGCAGCAGCAACAACAGCAACAGCAGCAGCAGCAACAACAACACACCCAACGGUGCGCAGCAGCAGCAGCAACAUCACCAGCAGCAACAUCAUCAGCAGCAGCAGCAGCAGCAUCACCAACAGCAACGGGUUGUUGCCAGCAGCAACCAGCAACAGCAGCAGCUGCAGCAGCAACAGCAGCAGCAGCAGCAACAGCAGCAGCAGCAGCAUGAUAAUGGACCAACGUCCCAUCAUUUGCAUCAAUCAUCUAUCAGCAUCUCUAAUCAGCAGAAUAAAGCAACGCAACAGCAGCAACACCAAAAGCAACAACAGCAACAGGCUGCCAACAUGUCCGCGUAUCAACAACGCCUGCCAUCAAAUGCAGCGCCGCUUCACAGGGGCCUCGAGCAGCUGCCGCAGUAUGCCAAGCAGCUACAGCAGCAGCACCAGUCGCACCACCAGCAGCAGCAGCAGGAGCAGCGCCCCUCCCUGCAUACGCAGAUCCACCUCCACCACCACCAGCAGCAGCAACAGCAGCAGCAGCAGCAGCAGCAGCAGCAACAACAGCAGCAGCAGCAGCAGCAGCAAUCCUCGAGAGCGGCGGCCAGUCCAUUGUCACCACCUCGUCCUGGAAAUCCUGGCAGCGGCAACAGCAGCGGCGGCGGCGGCAGCAACAGCAGCAGUGCCGCAGCGGCAGCAGCAGCAGCGGCAGCGGCCGCGGCGGGCGUCAACGUCAGCGGUUACCCGCCACCGCCCCCGCAGCAUCGUUUUAUCCAGAACACGGGCUACAGCAUUGCCCCGGCGCCCACCUACCGUGAGAACCCCUACUCGCGUCACACCCAAAUUCAGCAGCAGCAGCAGCAGCAGCAGCAACAGGCAGCAGCCUCCAUGCCCGAGUAUCAAAGGGCAGCAGCUCGAGCGGCUGCGGCGGCGUCUUCGGGGGGCAAGAGCAACGUUUCUGGCCAAAGUUCCAACAGCAGCGGUGGCGGCGACAGAGGAGGUGGCAGUGGUGGAUCAGCUCCACCAGGCGGCGUCGUCCAGGUGUCGCAAUCCAGCGGAGUUCUGGUCAUGGAAGCCAUGCCCCACUAUGCCAGCCAACCAAAUAGUAAUCCCUCCCAGCAGCAGCAGCAGCAGCAGCAACAGCAGCAGCAGCAGGGCGGCAAUCCCAGUGCCGCGGGAGCAAUACCCGCCUCAGCCUCCGGCGUUAGCAGCAUAAUGGUCGGGAACCUGGGGCGCAUCCUGAUGCCCCACUCACAGGCUCUCCAGUAUACCAGCGAGUACCUGACCAAUGCCACAGCGGUGGCCGUUGCUGCGGCCAACCAGCGACAGCAAUUGCAGCUGCAACAGCAGCAGCAGCAGCAGCAACAUCCGCCCGAGCCAUUUGGCGGCCAGCAGCCGUACAAGAAGCAGCGGCUCAGCGAGGCCAAUGCCAGCAAUAUGAAUCACCUGCCACCACACCCGCAGCAGCAUCAGCAGCAGCAGCAGCAGCACCAGCACCAGCAGCAGCAACACCAGGCACACCAGCAACACCAGCGAUCCUCGCCAGCCCAAGUGCAACAGCAGCAGCAGCAACAGCAGCAGCAGCAGCAGAUGAACAGCAGUCGGCAGCAGAGUCACAAUGACAUGUGCCGACAAGUGGUCACCACGCCCAUGGGCAUGCAACUCAAGGUGGAGACGCUGCCCCAGCAGCAGCAGAUGCAGCAACAGCAGCAGCAACAUGCCUCACAAUCGCAGAGCAGGUCCCAGCCAGCGGCAAGCAGCAUGUCCUCCGGAGUGAGCCAACCGGCGGGCAGCAUCACCGUUUCCACGGCGGGGUCUGCGGCGAGUCACAGCGGUGGCAGUGGCAAUGUUGUCGGCGGAACGGGCCUGGGGAACACGGGAUCCGCCAGCACAGAGGCCUACCAUCCUCAGGUGGAGGCCAUUUCGCCCACGCUGCCCAGCGACAGUUCGAUCGAGGAGCGCGGUCGGACCAGCGCCAAGGAGGACCUGCUCAUGCAGAUCCAGAAGGUGGACAACGAGAUCAAGUCCGCCGAGACGACCAUGGAGACGCUGCGCAAGAAGGAGAAGACGCUGAUGGAGGAGGCCGCCCUGGCCAAGGAGCAGAAGGCGGCCAAGGAGGUCAGCGACAACAACAACGAUCAGGCCGAGGAGGUGGUCGAGCUGGCCUGGCGCAGCCAGAUGCUGGCCGAGAAGAUCUAUGCGGCCAACCGGAAGACGGCCCAGGCGCAACAUUCCAAGCUGCAGAAUGCAGCGGCCGAUGAAUCCUCCCCGGGAUCCGUGGCCGGACGUCCCUGGCUGCCACUCUACAAUCAGCCCCUCGAUGUGGAGGCCCUCACCGUGCUGAUACGUCAGCAUCAGAGUCAGGUGCGGGCGCCGCUGCUUCUCCACAUCCGCAAACUCAAGGCCGAGCGCUGGGUGUACAACCAGGGAUUGGUGGAGAAAUACCUCAAGGAGCAGGCCGAUUGGCAGCGCCGGUGCGAGCGCAUGGAGGCCAGUGCCAAGCGGAAGGCGCGCGAGGCCAAGAAUCGCGAGUUCUUCGAGAAGGUCUUCACGGAGCUGCGGAAACAGCGCGAGGACAAGGAGCGCUUCAAUCGCGUCGGUUCGCGCAUCAAAUCGGAGGCGGAUCUCGAGGAGAUCAUGGACGGGCUGCAGGAGCAGGCGCUCGAGGACAAGAAGAUGCGUUCGUACGCGGUCAUACCGCCCCUGAUGCACGAUGCCCGCCAGCGGCGUUGCGCCUAUCACAACGAGAACGGACGCAUCGAGGACAUGGUGGCAGUGCAUCAGCAGCGCAAGGCCCUCAACAUGUGGACGGCCGGCGAGAAGGAGACGUUCAAGGAGAAGUAUCUGCAGCAUCCGAAGAACUUUGGCGCCAUUGCCGCCAGUCUGGAUCGCAAAUCGCCUCAGGACUGCGUACGCUACUACUACCUCAGCAAGAAGACCGAGAACUACAAGCAGUUGCUGCGCAAAUCCCGCCAGCGGACGCGCAGCUCCCGCAAUCCUGCCAAGGCACAGGCCGCCCAGCCGCAGUGCAUCAUUGAUUCGAUGACGACGGGCGUAAUGACUCGCCUGCAGCGUGAGCAGCAGCAAAAGUCCGGUGGUCGUUCGUCCGCCGUGGCGGAACGUGAGCGUGCCGAACGCGCUGCGGAGCGAGAGCGUGUGGCGGAGAAGGCGGCAGCGGAUGCGGCCAAGGCGGCCGAAAGUGCCGCCGAGAAGGCAAGUGCGGCCUCCAAGGCUGUUGAAGCCACGGCAGCCGGCGAGAAGGUGGCCAAGGCGGCGGCAGCAGCAGCGGCGGCAGCUUCCUCAUCAGCAACAGGAGCAGGAGCAUCAUCUGCAGCAGCUGGAGCAGGUCCAGCGACAGGAGCAACGGAUAAGACGGAUGCCGGCAAGUCCAGCAGUGCGAAUGCCAGCGAAAAGAAUGCGAUGGCAGCAGCAGCUGGAGCAGCUAGUACGCCGGCCACAGCAGCAACCACAGCAGGAGCUGCUCCACCAGAGAUCUCAGCGGGAGGCGAGGCCAAGAGCAAAGCCGCCGACGAGGAGGCGGCAGCAGCAACAGCCGGCGCAGCCACGGUGGCCACGGCGGGCACACCGGCCACUGGAGCCAGUGCAGCCAGUGCGGGCGAGGCGACCACGGCAACGGGAGCCACGGCCACAGCAGCGGCCAAGGGAGCCGGCAAACCGGAGACGGCCACCGAGCCAGCAGGCACGGCUGCCAAGGGAGCGGACUCUCGUGCGGAAGCCAACGAUCCGCUGUCCAAAACAGGUCCAAAGGCUAUCAAUGCCGAGGGCUAUAACGCCACUGGAGGCAACAGCGCCAGCAGUGCCACUCCAGCGACUGCACCGACACAGGGCGUAACCCUGAAUGGCUUUAAGCCGGGCUACCAGACUGUGGUCAUGGCCAAUGUGAAGGCCGGCAGUGCCGAGGAUUCGGCGACCGGAGGAUCCGCACCCGGAUCUGGAGCAGCGACGAAUGCGGCAGGUGCAGGGCAGGGAGGCGAUAAGAUCGUCAAGCAAACAGCGCCAUCCAGGGCUCCGAAUUCCGCGUCCUCGACGGCGGCGGGUGAGAGUGGAGCUGGAGGAGUGCCCACUUUUGCCCACACCGCCACCACGGCGGGCAACUAUCUGGGCCAGAAGCUGAAGGCGGCCCAGGUCGAGGGAAUGGGAGCUGGCAAUGAGCUGCACUCGGAUGCUAGUGAAUCCAAGAGGAAGCGCUUCGAGCUGAAUUCUGGUGAGGCGACAGGAAACGCAACAUCUGCGAAUGCCAACAGCAACACCAGCGGCAACAACAUGAACAUGAGCAACAGCCACGGACAUGGACACGGACACGGCCUGAAGGCCAAUGCGAAGGAUGGCUCGAUGGCCAAGACAUCAUCGCAGCUGCCGUCGGCGUCAUCGGCAUCGGUUGUCACAUCGGCAUCGCCGUCGGCCUCCUCGUCCGGCUCCAUGUUGCUGAUCAGUGCCGCCUCCAUCAUGUCCACCGCCUCGGGAGCUACAUCCUCGAGCACGGCGACCACCACGGCCACGGCGCCAUCGAUCUCCAUGCCCCAACUGGCGGAUGGGGGCGCCAAUGCGAUGGUCAACGCCUCCGAGGUGCUCGCCCUCGAUGGCAAAGACAAACUGGCCAGCUGCUUCGUGUGCAAGGCGGAGGCGUGUUCGCGCACCCGGCCGCUGAAGAAGGGCCGUGGCCAGCAGUACGGCAUUCCCGACGAGACGAUUCCGGCCGGAGCGCGCGUCUGCAACAGCUGCCAAUGCAAGUCGGUGCGCAGCCGCUAUCCCAACUGCCCGCUGCCCACGUGCCCCAAUCCCAAGGAUCGGGCCCAGCGCCUGCGGAACAUUCCCUCCCGCCUCUUCGAGCUGGCGCCCGACAUCCGCGACCCGGUGAUGGCCGAGUUCCAGAUACCGCCGCACGCCACCCGCUGCUGCUCGGCCUGCCUGAUGCGCAUCCGCCGCAAGCUGGAUCCGCAGCUGAAUCUCACGGACGGCCCCGGUGGCGGCGCCGGCAGCGGCAGUGGUGGCGACGAGACAGACGUGAGCACCUCGUCGUGCGACGAACGGGAGCCCGGUGGCUCGGACACGGCAUCGGUGGAGAGUCCAGAGAAUCUGCAGCGCCACAAAUCCCUCACGCUGGUCAAACAGCAGCAGCAACAGCAACAGCAGCAGCAGCAACAACAGCAGCAGCAGCAACAUCAGCAACUAACGCAGCCCCAGCCGCCGCCAGCUCCGCAACAGAAGGCAUCCUCGACUCCACGAGGAGGCGGAGACAACAGCACCCCGCUGAUCAUCACACCCACGCGGAUGAGCGGCAAGGCGGGAUCGGCGGGCGUGGCUGCUGCCGCGGGUGACAACGAUCGCCUGCUGCCCCCUGCCGCCGGCCAGGCGCCCAAGAAGCAGAAGACCAGCGAGGAGUACGACUCCUCGGCCACGGAAACGGCGGACGAGGAGAACGAGAAUUCGCCCGCGAAUCGCCAGAGUCCCAAGGUCCUGUUCCACGGCCAUGGCCACGUGGGACAUGCCAACAAUGUGGCGGGCUUCCAGCCGCCGGUGGGCAAUAUGGUGGCCGGUGGACUGCCACCAGGCGUAGCAGGAGCAGCACCUGGCCAGCAGGUCAAUGGACCCACGGCCAUGCGACGCGAGGCGGUGAACAAUGUGCAGGAUUGCGUCUUCUCGGUGAUUGAGCGUUCGCUGAAGCACAAGGGACCGCAGCCGAAGGGAGGACAAGGUGGACAGCAGCAGCAGCAGGGUCAAGGGCAGCAGCAGGGUCAGGGACAGGCUCAGGCUCCGGGCCAGAGCCAAUCCCCAUCCCAACAGCAGCAACAGCAGCAACAGCAGCAGCAGCAACAGCAACAGCAGCAAUCUGCCAAUAAUCUGGAGCGCAAGGAGCUGACCAUUGUGCGGGAAUAUCGCCAGGAUCCGGGCAUCCUGAAGCAGCAGUCUGGCGGAGCACCGCCGCCCACCUCGGGAGCCAGCGGCCUGCCGCACGGCACCUCCGUGCAGAAGCUGCCAUCCCGGCCAGCUGCAGUGCCGCCACCGCCAGCGGCUCAUCCACUGCCGCCGACGAGCAGCAGCAGCAACAAUGGAACCAGCGACAGUCUGGCCACCCUGUCGGUGGUCAACUCUCACCUGGGCGUGGUGGGUCAGCUCGGUCAUCCGGGGCUCAUGGCCCAUGCCGCAGGCGCCGCUGGUGUGGGUGGCGUGGACAAGGCCACCAUAACGCCGGUGGUGAAGGGCUCCAGUGGUGGCUUAUCGAAGAGCAGUGGCGGCGCGUCUGCCCACUCCACGCCCACGCCGCCGGAGACCAUCAUCUACAAUGUUCCAGCGGCGCAUCCGCAGCGGGGCAUUCCACCGCCGCCGCAGCAUUCGGUGCAUCCGGCCCAUCCGUCGCUUGCCCAGCAUCCGGCGCAUCCGCAGCAUCCGUCGCUGGGCCAGCAUCCGCAGCACUCGCAGCUGCAGGUGCCGGAACCGGAGCCACAGACCCUCGAUCUGAGCAUCAAGAAGCCGCCGCGCGACGGCCACUCACCGCACACGGGGGCAGGAGGCUCGGCGGGCGGCUCCGGAGCCGGAGGAUCCUCCUCUUCGGCGGAUCGCCAUCACGGGCCACCGCCGCCGACCAUGUCGAUGAAGCAUAUUGUCCGCUCCACGGGCCUGUAUCGCGGCGAUACCGUCAAUGUACCCUCGUUGGCGGCGCCCAAUUCGUAUCUGUAUCCCACACCGCCGCACGGCGUGCUGAAGGCCCCCGGCGGCGUGGGCGUGGUGCCCGGCGUCAUGCCCGGCGUGCCCGGCAGCGCUCUGUACUUGCAGCCAGUCCCAGUGCCCGUGCCCAUUUCGAUCUCCGGCCAGGGUCAAUUGCCGCCCAGAGCUGGACAACCACCGCCGGCACAGCCGCCCUCCGGCCGAGGAGUGGCCAAGGCGCCGCCCAAGCUGAGUCCCCAUCACCUGCAUCCCAGCCACGGACACUCGCCAUCGCAGCAGCAGCAACAACAGCAACAGCAGCAGCAGCAACAACAGCAGCAACAGCAGCAGCAACAACAGCAGCAACAGGCGGCUGCACAGCAGCAACUGCUGGUGAAGAGCGGCUCCAUCACCCAUGGCACGCCGGCCAACGCGGCCCAGCAGCAAAUACAGAUCGUACAUGCCGCCGCGGCAGCAGCAGCGACAGCAGCAGCAGCCGCCUCGCUGCUGAGUCCCAAGUUCGAUGGCCUGGUCAGGCAGACGACGCCCGAGGGCGUGGGUGCCGGCGGACCCGGUGGCCCCGGUGGCAGCGGCAAACACGGCUCGAUAACGCAGGGCACACCGCUGCACCUGCCGCCGCACCAUUUGGAGAGCAAGCGGGCCUACGAGAGCUACUACAAGAGUUCGCAGCGGCACAGUCCCGCCCAGCAGCCGGGUGGCAAUCAGCAAUUGCCGCCGCCGCCGCAGCAGUCGUCGCCGCAGGCGCCACCGCCGCAGGGCUAUGGCGUGGGGGUGAGCUCACCGUACGCCCGGUCGCCGUUCAGCGGCGUGGUGGAGCAGGCGCCGGUGCUGAGCACGCGGCAGAUCGUGAUGCACGACUACAUCACCUCGCAGCAGAUGCAGGGCCAGCAGCAGCAGCAACAGCAGCAGCAGCGCAACAUGUCGCGCGGCAGCAGUGCCAGCGGCGGGGGCGGAGGCGGUGGCUCCGACAAGGAGUCGCCCUCGCCGCGCAACAGCGUGGGCAGUGCCGGGGGAUUCGCCUACGGCGGCGACAAGGAGUCGGCGCCCAGGGGCCGGCCGGAGUACUCCAGCCGCGCGUCGCCGGCGGAUCAUGCCAACAGCACUCCAAGUCCGCAUCGCACGCCGCCGCCGCAGCGCCAGGGGGUAAUCCAGCGGCACAACACGGGCUCCAAGCCCCCAUCUCCAGCAGCUCCGCCGCCGAGAAGCAUGCACAUUGUGUCCCCCUACCAAUAUGCUCCUAGUGGCCACGACGCCCUAGCCUCCUUCGUGGACGUGGCCGUGCAGCAGCCCCAGUUGCCAGUGCCCUCGCAAAAGGAUGACAAGUCACCGGGAGCUGCUCCUCCUCCAGGACAAAUACCCGGACCUGGACCCGGACCCGCACCGCUGCCUCCCCAUGCUGUGGUCGGCGUGGCCCAGCCACCGCCGCCGAGCGCCCACCACGAGCAGCGGUACCGCGACCUGGCCCUGCAGCACCACCACCACACCCUGGUGCAGCAGCAGAUCGCCCAGCAGCAGCACUACCGCAGCCUCAAUGUCGCCGCCCAGGUGGACAUGCAGCGGCACAUGGACAAUGCCAAGCGCGUGAUGCGCCACCAGCAGCACCAGCAGCAGCAGCAGCACAACCACGCCCUCGAGCGGGACAGGGAGAUCAUGCAGAACCAGGAGCGGAUGCGGGAACGCGACCGCGAGCAGCGGGAGAGGGAGCGGGAGCGGGAGCAGCGCGAGCGCGAGCGGGAACGAGAGCGGGAGCGAGAGCAGCGCGAGCGUGAGCGGGAGCGGGAAAGGGAGCGGGAGCGGGAGCGCGAGCGACGGGAGCAAGACCGGGAGCGGCGGGUGGUGGCCGAGGAGCGGGACAGUCGGCGCUUGGAGCGCAUGUUCGCCGCCGGUGUGGUCAGUGCGCCAGGCGGCGCCGGCGGCGGAGGACCGUCGCCCGGCCAGUUCAUGCGCACCUCGGUCCCGGAGACGGGUCCACCACGCUCCAUCCCGGAUCGCGAACGAGAAUCGUACUACCGCCAGGCCCACGUCGGCCCGGCGCCCGAGGACACGCCCGGACAGCUGAGCGCCCAGAGUCUCAUAGACGCCAUCAUCAAGCACGAGAUCAACCGCACCAACGACGCCACCACAGGUCCGGGACGCGAGUUCCCACGGCCCACCUUCGUGCACGCUCCGCUGCCGCCACGCGGCUCGGGAUCAGGCGGCGGGGCCGGCACCCGAUCCUCGCCAGCCAACGUCCUGCACCCCAUGUACGUGCGCGAGCACCGCCAGCCGCACGAGGGCGGCGCCGUCUCCCUGCUGACGGCGGAGAACAACGGCAAGCCCAGCUCGUCGGGAUCGCCCAGUGUGAUCAACAUUGACUUGGAUCAGGAGCGCAUCUCGGCCGCAGCCGCAGCAGUGGCCCAACAACAGCAGCAACAGCAACAGCAGCAGCAGCAAUCCCAGCCGCCGCCAUCGCAAUCGUCGCAAUCGAGAUCCGUGCAUGGCCAGCUGAGAACUCCGACCUCCCAGGCGGGCGGCUCGGCGCCGAGUCCCCAGCAGAUCCACACCAAGAGCAUUACCUUCGGCGAGCUGACCGAUUCGAUCAUAACCAACGACUAUGUGACCAAUCCGCAUCUGCGCCCAACACCGCCCUUUAUGGCCUAUCUGCAGGAGGCGCAGUCCAUCCUGCCGCCGGAUCGCUGGAAGCAGAAUCGCCGCAUGCAGCAGAAGGCGGAGGAGGCCAAGCAUCUUUCGCAGCAGCAGCAUGCCCAGCAGCAACAGCAGCAGCAGCAACAUCAUGCCCAGCAGCAGCAGCAGCAGCAACACCAUGCCCAGCAGCAGCAUCAUCCGCCGCCAGCGCCCGGCGGUGGCGGUCAGGGCGGACCACCCGGUGGCCCCGGCAGUGGAGGAAGUGGUGCCGGCAGGGCCAACACGCCCGGCGAGGAUGGGCGCAAUAUUAUCCGCAUGCCGCAGGCUGUCAGUCCGCGCAAGUAUAGCCACGAUCUGAUGCUGCACCAUGUGAUGGGAGCUGCUGCGCCGGGUGGCGAGCCGGGUCAGUUCUUCAUACCCAGCCGCGUGGUGCUGCCCGAGCAGCGGGGCGCGCCCAGCUCUGGCAGUGGACCGCCGGGCGGCGGAGGACCCGGAUCGGGCGGCGGAGCCACCACCAUUGACAACUAUGUGAAGAAUCGCAUCGCCGAGGUGAUGCGCGAUGAUAUAAGCUAUGGAAAGAACCGCAGUGUGGAGGUGCGAUCGGAGGACGAGGUGACCGCCGACAUGGUGGCCCACUCGCAUGCCGUCCACGCGGCGCACGCGGCCCAUGCGGCCCACGCCGCUGCCAUCGAGCUGCAGCUGCGCGGCAAGGAGCCGCCGCCGCCGGAGAUCAGUGUGUCGCGCAAGACGCCCAACCAGUACGAGGUGGUGGAUGCCAGCGGACGGCGCUCGGCGGGCUCCGUUUCGGUCACAGUGUCGGGAGCGAAUAGCCACCACUCGCCGUAUCAUCCGCCGGCGGGUGCGUAUGCCCCCAGCACCUAUGCCUUCCCGUACAGCGCGCUGACUGUGCCCAGUGCCGCCGGAGGAUUGCCACCACCGCAGCCGCUGCAGCUGGCCCACCAGGCAGUGCCGCCACCCGGCCAUCUGAGUGCCAAGGCCAAGGCGGCGCAUGCGCUGAGCGAACUGGGAUCAGUGGGCGGCGGCGUGUCCCUGGUGGUGGGCGGUGGAUCCGGCGGAAUGCCAGGCGGACCAGGCGGUGUUUCGGUGGGAGGCGGUGGAGGCGGUGGCCCCGGUGGCCCCGGUGGCGGAGGCGGCGGAGGACCAGGAGGCGGUGGCCCCGGUGGCGGCGGCGGCGGUGGAGUCGUGGCCCAGUCCAUCCAGCAUCCAUCGUCGGCGGCAGCUGCCGUGGCCGCGGCAGCAGCGGCGGCGGCGGCGGCCGGCGAGUCGAAGCCACUGCUGUUGUCCAAGUACGAUGCCCUCAGCGACGAAGAUUAGUUGUGACUGCCGGCGUCGUCCUCGGCGUCGGCGUCGCACCUGCGGCCAGCAGCAAUAGCCGUAGCAGCAGCAGCACUGCCGCCCGGCAGCAGCACGAGCGUGGUCUACGGCUAUCCUGGCUACCGGCGACACUCCCAGCAUCAGCAACAGCAACAACAGCAGCAGCAGCAGCAGCAGCCACCACCACCACAACACUCACAUCCACAUACGCAUCUUGUCCAGCAGCAGCAGUCGCCGCAUCGCCAGCAGCAGCAACAGCAGCAGCAACAGCAGCAGCAGCAGCAGCUCUACCAAACCUCUGUGUUGCCGCCACCGCUGCAGUCCCAGCAGCAACAACUGCAGCAGCAACAGCAGCAGCAACUCCACCAGCAGCAGCAGCAGCAGAGGAGCCUCUACUAUGCCAGCGAGCAUUAUCCAGGAGGCAAUGGCAGCAGUGCGGCCGGCGGCAACCCGGGCUACUACUGACAGCAACACUAAGUGAGCAACAUUCGCAACUGCAGCAACAUCUGCAGCAUCAGCAACAUCAGCAACUCAUGCAGCUACUGCAGCCCUUGCAGCUUUAGCAACUAGCAACCAUUGCUGUUGGACAAGCAGCCCAGGCUGGGCCAGCGAAAUAUGUAUAAAACAGAAAAAGAAAAAGGCUUUAACUAUGGAGAAAAGAAAAACAAAAGCUUACAAUGAUGAGGAAACAGCAGCAGCAGCAGGAGAUCGAAAGAGAGGCAGAUAGAGAUGCUGAGGGGCGACAGAGUGGGACGGCACACGUAGACUUGACAAUAUCUAGUUGCAGUUUUGUCCAACCACAGAUUAUUCAGACACUUUCAAGGCCUACAACUAGGCAAGCAGAAUAUAGCACACACAUAUUUGCAAAUUGUACAAAAAAGAUUUGAUUUUUGAUUUUAGCCCUUAGCUUUAAACUCUUGUAUUAAAAUUAAUUUGUUUCUAUGAUGGAAUUGUACAUAAUGAAGCCGAAGCAGCUGUCACCGCUCGUAUCUCGUCCCAUGUAUCUUGUAUCUCGUAUCUCGUAUCCAUUGGUGUGUCCUUGUGCUUUCGUGGCAGCCGCGACAACGUUUCCUACUCCUCACACAGCCGUAACCUCAGCACCGCGAGUCAGAACGUAAUGAAAUUGGUAGUGACAACAACAUAGUUCUAUAUGUAUACAUAAAAACAAACUAGAAAUCACACCACACACACACUUAUAUAUACGAUACACACACAGACACAGACACACACCUAUGAUUGUAAGGAGUAAACAAAAUAAUAAUAAAAACACACUGUUGGGCUGUUCUUAGAAAAAAAAAAGAAAAACAAAAACCUAAAGGAAGGAAAACAAGUAAAUCGUGAAACAAGUAAAUAUAUAUAAAUACUACCUAUAGAACACUUUAAACAUUAUUUAAACGACCUUUUGUAAAUUUCAUAAAAGAAAACUGCGCAUCCUUUAAUCAAUCUUAUCGAUAAAUUUACCACUACUAUUAUUCGUUUAUUAUAUACCUAUGUUUUUUUUGCUAUUUUUAUAUGCAAGAUCUAAUUUAUGGAGCAUGAUUGUGUUUUACCCUCUUCUUAAGCCAGCGCUAUUGAAUUAUGUACGUUUAAUUGAUAAGCUAAUGAAAGUUUCGAUGUAAGUAAUAAAAGUAAGCCCAUUACGUAUAAAUAUACAUAGUAUGGGAUAUACAAUACGCAUAUUUUUUUAUAUAACACUUAUGUCUUACGAAACAGUUUUAGUGUUUAGCUACUUUAAUGUUUAAUUCGUUUUUUAACUAUUUUUUUUUAUAUAUAUGCAAACGCGAAACAAACGUGAAACCAAUGGAGAAACGUGAAAACAAAAAAAUUAAAUAUUUUUAAUACAUAAUGAAACUAAAAACGAAACAAAAUCUAUAUAGUAAAUAUAUAUAUAUAUAUAUGAAGUAAACACAACAAACGCUAAGACUUAUUCAAACAAAACAAAACAGAAAGGAAAAAAUUGUAAAAUAUUAAAAUAUAUAGAUAUAUAUAUAUAAAUGUAAAAGCUAACGAUGCAGAUAUUCGCAACCGAAAAACCGAUUCGAGGCGGAAACGGAAAUGGAAAGCCCGAAACGCAACUCUGGCCGAGCAGCGCGCAGCAACGUUUUAGUUAAGAGCAGGAAGCGUAUUUUUUUUUAUAAAUAUAUAUAUAUAUAUAUGAAAAAAUUAAAUUAAAUAAAAACAAAUUCUAUAUAUAUACAGAAAAUUUUACAAAAUAUAUAGAUAUAUAUAUAUAUAUACAUAUAUAUGAUAAUAAAUGUAUGUAAAACGGCAGCAUAAUAACUAAUGGAUAAAACAGCGCCAGGGGCUUCGAGCGGAGGGAUGUCGGGGGAGGCGGGGGGCGGGGGGCGAUCGCGGACGGCGGACUGGACGGACGGACACAACGCCUACACAACGAAACGGCCGGCAUCGCCCCCGAACCCGAUUCCCGAUCCUCGAUCCUCGAUCCCCGAUAGAGAGCACUUUCUACACACAUAUAAAUAUAUAAAUGAAUACUUGUAUGAAUAACCGAAUUUUAUAGCUGGGCGCAUUACAAAAAACACCAGCUGAAUGUGAAUGUAAAACGAAAAACAAAGCAAAAGUGUAUGCACAAGUCGGCGGCGUGCCCUGAAAAAAUGAUUUAUGCAAAAUCGUAAACAAGAAACCAAUUCAAAUUCGCUAAAAGGACCUUCUUAUUGUUUCGGCUUAAACGCCCGCCCUCCCCUAAUUUUCUGUUGUAUCAAUUUCAAAUCGAUAUAGUUGUAUGGCAAACAAGAAAAAAGUAACAAAAUCACAAGUAAAGGCGGUUUUUGAGUGCAUAAUGAUAACAAUAAACACAAAUUAUGAAUGCAUAAAAAAUGAGGGUUAAAAAAGCGGGAGGAGAGGAGUGAAGAGUAAACAACAAUAUUAUGUGGAGUAUAUGCAUAUAAUGUGCGCCGAGUCGCAGAGCUAGAGCUGAUUACGAUCGAUACAUGAUAAAGAUGUUUAGCACUUAAGUUUUAGUUGUAACUUUAUGCCUUAAGUUGUAAGCUUAAAAUAAUAAUAUAAAAUUAAAUACAACAUAUUAAAAAGCAAACAAAACAAAAUAAAAACAAAUACAAAAAAAUAAAACAAAAGAAAUGUAUAACAAAA